GUAUUUCAGUUGAAGUGUGUUGUGGAGUCACGGUUUUGGAAGUUAACAGUUGAAUAUAUUUGAGUUUUAAAAAAAAAAUCUGCACAAAGAUGUCCAGCGGAUAUAAAUACGAAGGGGAUCCAUACAAUGCGGGUUACGAACAACUUCCCGUACACCCAACACAGCAGCCCUCAGGAUAUAGUUACCCGCUGACGAGAACCUCAGCCAAUAUUGUUGUGAAUAGUGCCCCUACACCUAGAGUUAUUGCUGCACAAAGAGAACGCGAUUGGCUGGGGCCCGCCGUUUUUGCAUGUCUCUGCUGUUUCUGGCCCGUUGGCCUCUGUGCCACCAAUGCAGCUGUUAAUGCAAGAUCCCGUUACGACGAGGGUGACUAUGAAAAUGAGAGAGAGUAUUCAAGAUCGGCUAAACAGUUGACCUUGAUUUCACUCGUACUCGGCAUCCUCUGUAUUACUGGCUUUACUAUCUUCCUAGUUUUCCGAAUGAAAGAAGUGUUCGAACCAACAGGAGCAACCACACAAAACCCCUUUGGGAUCUAAAGUGUUAACUUUGCUUUAAAGGUUAUUAAAUUAUAACCAAUUUAUUUGUACUUUUUACUAGCAUUCAAUGAGCAUAGAGUCUUUAAUUCUUGGUUGUAACUCAUGGGAAUUUUUCAUACACAGAUUAACAUUCAAUUAUAUAAGUAACCUGCUUUCUUUCACUUGGUCAUGUAUUUGUUUGAACAAAAAAGGUUAUCCUGUCUCCAAGAAAUCCUAUCCGAUCAACUGUGAGUUUUUUGCAAGAUAUUUAAAAUCACUUGUAAUGGUCUUCAAGUUACUAACAUCAGUUUUGCACCGUCUAAUAAAA
Molecule: messenger RNA, 843 nt
Organism: Saccostrea cuccullata (small rock oyster)
Lineage: Eukaryota; Metazoa; Mollusca; Bivalvia; Ostreida; Ostreidae
Product: transmembrane protein 233-like
Exons: 4
Coding region: 90-536 (148 amino acids)
Cellular component (GO): membrane
Source: RefSeq, a predicted model, not a curated record